Messenger RNA from Arachis ipaensis, 1342 nucleotides. RefSeq names its product RNA binding protein (gene ATAB2). Lineage: Eukaryota; Viridiplantae; Streptophyta; Magnoliopsida; Fabales; Fabaceae. Gene Ontology annotation, molecular function: RNA binding. The record is from RefSeq and is a predicted model, not a curated record.
AACCGAAACAUGUGGCAGAGGAUAACUACCUCAGAACAACAAACUCUCUGAUCAGUUAAACAGAGUUGAAGCCAUGGCAACUCUGAGCUUCAACCACGCCACAGUUAGAACCCCAAAGCCCAAACACUUCACUAUAAACCCAUCAAAACCUGUUAGAAUAUCUUUAAUCACUCCCUCAAACAAAAACCUCCCACUACUCCGCCAUUUCCGUACAUGUUCAUCGGUGUCUGAGAGCUCCGUGUCGAUCCAGAAGGAGAAAGAGGAGGAAGAAAAGAAGGAUUUUGAAGAUGAAGACGAUGACCCAACUGCGGAAAUGUGCUAUCUUGACCCUGAAACUGACCCUGAGUCCAUAACUGACUGGGAACUCGAUUUCUGCUCAAGGCCCAUUCUUGAUGUUAGAGGGAAGAAGCUUUGGGAGCUGGUUGUGUGUGACAACUCGCUUUCUUUGCAGUACACUAAGUAUUUUCCCAACAAUGUCAUUAAUAGCAUCACGCUUAAGGACGCUAUUGUCACUAUUUCGGAGGAGUUGGGUGUCCCUUUGCCUGAAAAAAUUCGCUUCUUCAGGUCACAGAUGCAGACAAUUAUUACAAAAGCAUCCAAGGAGCUCAACAUAAAAGCUACUCCAAGUAAACGGUGUUUGUCAUUACUUCUAUGGCUAGAAGAGCGCUAUGAGACUGUAUAUAUGCGGCAUCCUGGAUUUCAACAAGGAUCCAAGCCUCUUUUGGCCCUAGAUAAUCCUUUCCCAACAGAACUUCCAGAGAAUUUGUUUGGGGAAAGAUGGGCAUUUGUUCAAUUACCUUACUCAGCUGUUCGAGAGGAGGUUUCAUCCUUAGAGACAAAAUUUGUGUUUGGCGCUGGGCUUGAUCUUGAUUUAUUGGGUAUCGAAAUUGAUGACAAGACAUUGAUCCCUGGGCUUGCUGUUGCAUCUUCUCGAUCUACAGCAUUAGCAGCUUGGAUGAAUGGAUUGGAGAUCUGUGCCGUAGAAGCAGACACUGCUCGCGCGAGCCUUAUUCUUUCAGUUGGAAUUUCGACUAGGUAUGUAUACGCCACCUAUAAGAAGACUCCAGUGACAACUAGUGAAGCUGAAGCUUGGGAAGCAGCAAAGAAAGCUUGUGGGGGUCUGCAUUUUCUUGCCAUCCAAGAAGAUUUAGAUUCUGAAGAUUGUAUUGGUUUCUGGCUUUUGCUUGAUUUGCCUCCUCCACCUGUAUAAUCUUACAAAUAAUGAUUAUUAUGGUUGAAUAUUCAGUGUAACAAAACAUUAUUAUCAUAGAAAUGAUUAGAUUUCAUAAGCUUGUUCCUCAUCUUAUGGCAGUUCUCCCAUUCUCAACCUCUGUAGAUUUUA